This is a messenger RNA of Monascus purpureus, 3591 nucleotides long. The record is from the annotation of a GenBank genome assembly. Lineage: Eukaryota; Fungi; Ascomycota; Eurotiomycetes; Eurotiales; Aspergillaceae.
AUGGUGGCGUCAUCUUCUACCACAGACCCUGCGCCGGGGACUGCCGAUCCAUCCAAGUUAGCGACAACAACCGUCAAGGUGGAUGGGAUGACAUGCAGCGCCUGCACGUCUGCCGUCGAAGGAGCUUUUAGUCGGGUUGAUGGGGCCGCAGACGUGUCUGUGAGCUUAGUGCUGGGAAGAGCCGUGGUGCACCAUGAUCCGACCUUGCUACCGGCCGAGAAAGUCGCGCAAAUCAUCGAGGACCGCGGUUUUGAUGCCACUGUUCUUUCCACCGAGACGCUUUCGAGAGAGCCCGAUGACCAUGGCAGAAACUUGCUACAAAAUGACGACCAGUCGGAAUUUUCAAUAACUACCUUGGCUGUGGAGGGCAUGACCUGCGGCGCAUGUACCUCUGCCGUUGAGGGAGGCUUGGCAGACGUCCCGGGAGUUAGAUCAGUGAAUGUUUCCUUGCUUUCAGAGCGUGCUGUGGUAGAACAUGAUGCGACAAAGGUUACGCCGGAACAACUUGCUGAAAUAAUCGAGGAUCGUGGGUUUGGUGCUAGUGUACUAAGUACGGAGCGUGGGAGUGCGCAUCAUCCCCCUCAGGAUGGCAUAAACACGGAGGAUAGCCCCCAGGCUAUGGUUACCACUGUAUCCAUCGGAGGUAUGACAUGCGGCGCCUGUACGUCGAGUGUGCAGAACACCUUCAAAGACGUCGAGGGCCUGAUUCAAUUCAACAUCAGUCUGCUUGCUGAACGCGCCAUUAUUGUCCACGAUCCUUCCAUUCUCUCACCAGAGAAGAUCACAACGUUGAUUGAAGAUGCAGGCUUCGAUGCGACUGUGGUUUCAUCGCAAGCUCACGCGUUCUUGUCCCAAUCGCCGCAUCAUGUAAGAUUGAGUCUUCAUGGUCUUCGCGAUGCAUCGUCCGCAACUGCAUUAGAGGCUGCUCUUCUCCGAAUAAUCGGUAUCACCUCAGCGUCAAUAAAAAUGGCCACAUCUGAACUCUCGGUCUCAUAUGACCCAGCUGUGAUUGGAAUCCGGUCGGUCGUCGAGGCGAUUGAGGCUGAAGGAUAUAAUGCCUUGUUAUCCGAUGCCAAUGAUAACAAUGCACAACUUGAAUCACUGGCGAAAACGAAGGAGAUACAGGAAUGGAGACACGCGUUCUUUUUCUCUGUGUCUUUUGCGAUUCCUGUCUUUGUUAUCAGUAUGAUACUGCCGAUGUAUCUUCCAGCUCUCGACUUUGGCCGUUUCGCCAUAUUGCCUGGUCUUUAUGUUGGAGACUUGACGUGUCUUGCCCUUACAAUACCCGUGCAAUUUGGCAUAGGCAAACGAUUCUAUGUAUCCAGUUUUAGGUCGUUAAAGCAUCGUGCGCCGACAAUGGACGUGCUUGUCAUGAUGGGCACAUCAGCUGCAUUCUUCUACAGUGUUUUCGCUAUGGCUGUAGCAGUUAUCUCCUGCAGACCUGGCGCCAGACCUAGCACAGUUUUUGAUACGAGUACCAUGCUCAUUACAUUCAUCACCCUAGGACGGUGGAUGGAGAACAGGGCUAAAGGACAGACCUCUGCGGCUCUCUCUCGUCUAAUGUCUCUAGCUCCUUCCAUGACAACGAUAUACGAUGACCCAAUAGCUGCCGAAAAGCUAGCCGACGAAUGGAAUACUGAAAAUGGUGCUUCAGAUAACCAAGCAACGGCUCCAACGCACAAUGGAAUGUUGAACGGUCAAAAGGUCAUUCCAACGGAACUUAUUCAGGUCGGCGACAUUGUUAUUCUACGGCCAGGCGAUAAGGUCCCCGCGGAUGGUAUCGUCAUUCGUGGUGAAAGCUAUGCGGACGAGAGCAUGAUCACAGGAGAAGCUGUCCCAAUUCGUAAAACAAGGGGCAGCCUUGUCGUCGCCGGAACGGUUAAUGGCACAGGGUCCGUAGACUUCAAGGUUACCCGAGUUGGCAAAGACACCCAGUUAAGCCAGAUCGUGAAGCUGGUUCAAGAUGCGCAAACGAGCCGUGCUCCAAUCCAACGAAUGGCUGAUAUUGUUGCCGGCUAUUUCGUUCCGGCGAUUCUCAGUCUCGGACUGGUUACUUUCUUCGGCUGGAUGUUUGUGAGCCAUGUACUACCGCACCCUCCCAAAAUUUUCCUAGUGGAAGAGAGUGGCGGGAAACUCAUGGUGUGCUUGAAGCUCUGCAUUUCUGUCAUUGUAUUUGCAUGCCCAUGCGCCUUAGGCCUUAGUACGCCAACCGCAGUCAUGGUUGGCACUGGUGUCGGCGCAGAGCACGGCAUUCUAGUCAAGGGUGGUGCUGUUCUCGAGGCCGCGACGAAAGUCAACCAUGUGGUUCUUGACAAGACUGGAACCUUAACUUCCGGAAAAAUGAAUGUGGCCGAGACCAGACUUGAGCCGAAUUGGACAUCAAAUGAGUGGAGACGUCGCCUCUGGUGGUUGAUCAUAGGUCUUGCAGAAAUGGGAAGUGAGCACCCUGUCGGAAAAGCGAUCCUCGCAGCAGCCAGGAUUGAAUCAGGUCAUCUUGGAGAAGGAGAACUACCUGGAAGUAUAUGCGAUUUUGAAGCUUGUGUUGGUGAAGGUGUAUCCGCCGUCGUUGAGCCUACCUCUAGCGCUGAGCAGAUCCGGUAUCGUACUCUGGUUGGUAAUGCCAAGUUGUUGCACUCGAGAGGUGUGCAAAUCCCUGAGUCAAUCGAUACUGGUUUGAAAGUGCCGGAACGAGACUCAGAGGAUUCCGUCUCUGUCCCCAAACCGGAUACUCCUGUCGGUUUAACCCAGAUCCAUGUGGCAAUCGACGGUCUGUAUGCUGGUACCAUCUCGCUGCGUGAUACUAUUAAGCCAACUGCCGUAGCUGCUAUUGCAGCCCUACAUCGAAUGGGAAUCUCAACCUCCCUGGUGACAGGUGACACAUACGAAUCCGCCAUAUCCGUCGCAAAGGCCGUCGGCAUUCCAAGUGUGGCAGUUCAUGCUUCUAUUUCGCCGUCUGACAAGCAGUCUAUCGUCUCCUCUCUUCAAUCAUCAGGCGACCGUGUCGCCAUGGUAGGCGACGGCAUCAACGAUUCUCCUGCCCUUGCCACAGCCAGCGUCGGAAUUGCCCUAGUCACCGGCACAGAUGUCGCCGUCGAAGCAGCCGACAUAGUCCUGAUGCGUGCAGACGAUCUCCUUUCAGUUCCCGCAAGCCUGAUUCUCUCUCGCUCGGUUUUCAACCGUAUCAAGCUAAACUUGCUUUGGGCAUGUCUUUACAACGUCAUUGGCCUACCCUUUGCCAUGGGUCUCUUCCUCCCUUUUGGGGGUUUUAUGUUACCCCCAAUGGCGUCGGCUGCGGCCAUGGCUGCAUCCAGCAUUUCUGUGGUUGUCAGCAGUCUUCUCCUGAAAUUCUGGCGACCUCCACGAUGGAUGGACGUUGUGCGGCUUGAAAAGGAGGCUGGGGUGGGCAAUAUUACUUCGCCUUAUUCUUCUUUAUCGAAGAAGAGCUGGUCCGCAACAUACACGUCUUUCUUUCCCGGUAAGAUCAGAAGUACUGCCAGUAUCUUCUGGUCAUUUAUCACCGGUGGGAAAUCCAAGGUCGUUAGGGCUAAUGAGGGAUAUAUUCCACUUGGGACAGUGGAGCCAGCUGCAUAA